Drosophila subpulchrella is the source of this 1438-nucleotide messenger RNA. Its product is annotated as adipocyte plasma membrane-associated protein-like. Bases 65 to 1282 code for a protein of 405 amino acids. Lineage: Eukaryota; Metazoa; Arthropoda; Insecta; Diptera; Drosophilidae. Gene Ontology annotation, biological process: biosynthetic process. The record is from RefSeq and is a predicted model, not a curated record. The transcript is spliced from 4 exons. Gene Ontology annotation, molecular function: strictosidine synthase activity.
GACUAUUGGAACUGGUCACUUCUUAUCUGGGCCCCAUUCAAUACAAUUGUCAGUGAAGUAAGACAUGGGUUUGCUGAGCUCAUUGCGAAGAACAACUACUUAUUUCAUAAUUUUCUUGGGAGCCGUAUUGCUUCUCCCAGGAUUACCUCCUAGCACCACUUUCCCCUUCAAAGAAUAUGUUGUAAAGCCUCCCAGAGAAUUGAAGGGAACGUUACAGCCGAAUUUUCUUCUGGAUGGUGCCAGGCAUUUGUGGAUGGAUCAAGUUUUCGGUCCUGAGACUCUGAUAUUAAGAGAUGAAGAUGAAGGAAUCUAUGCGGGUAUUCAUGGCGGAGAGGUUGUCCUGAUAAAUAAUAAUUCUGUUAGGCCAAUCACAAAGAUAGGACAACAUUGUGACUACAUUUUUGAUGAUGCGCUAUGUGGCUACCCUGUGGGAUUGGCCUUCGACACCCAGGGAAAUAAUCUGAUUAUAGCCGAUGCACAUUACGGAAUUUGGCAAGUCAAUUUAGAGACAAAAGAGAAGACCAUGCUAGUCUCUCCAAAAGAGAUCCUCCCUGGCCAGAGUGUGGAUCGUCCGGGUAAGCUGUUUAAUUCUGUGGCAGUAAGCAAGGAAGGUGACAUUUACUGGACCGACUCUGUCUCCGAAGACUUGGCCUUCAUUGCUUUUGCUAAUCCUUCAGGACGACUUUUCAGAUAUAAUCGUGGAACGAAAAGGAACGAGCUUCUCCUUGAUGAGUUGGCCAUGGCCAACGGAGUGGCUCUAAGUCCCAAUGAGGAUUUUGUCAUCGUGGCCGAAACGGCUGCUAUGCGAAUAACCAAAUAUUUUCUCAAGGGAUCCCGAAAGGGUCAGAGUAAAGUAUUUGUGGACAGUCUUCCCGGUUUGCCAGAUAACUUGACCCCCGAUUCUGAGGGAAUUUGGGUGCCUUUUGCCUUAGCUGCCGAUAGUGAGAAUCCCAAUCCGUUUUCCGGAUUGGCGCGUUAUCCGAUGUUAAGAUUUUUCCUCGCCCGUCUGCUGGCCUUAAUGCUGCUUCCCUUUCGAUUCUUGAACAAUAUAUAUCCCGGCAAUAUUUCUGCUCAUCUGAUGCACUCGUUUACUGAGUGGGUCAGCAACAACUCGCCGAAUCGCACCACUGUACUGCGCUUGGAUUGGAAUGGAAAAAUCGUGAGAUCCUUGCAUGGUUUCGAUAGAUCUGCUACUGGUAUAUCGCAUGUCCUGGAAUUUAAAGGCUACUUGUAUUUCGGAUCACCUACCAAUCCAUAUAUCAUAAAAGUUAAAUUAAAAUAAAAAAUAAAAUAAAAUAAAAUAAAAAAAUAAUUCUAAAUCAAAUAAUAUGUAGGGUAUAGUGUUAUAAAAAAACAAAAUAUAAAUAAUUUGAUAUUUGUCUGAACAUCUAAGACGCGAAUUAUUUGGACAGAACUCCUAAACAAAAAUAAGUAUAGA